AUGCUUGAUGGGUUUUUGUCAGAAAAAGUCAGGAUUUGCGCGACAAUUUCGACUUCCCUAGCCGGAAUCGGCUGUUUUCUCGGUGGAAUGGGAACACAUCCUCUUCUCCGACUCGAGCCGAAGCAAAACAAUUUCUUCCCGACAACUAAGGAAGUUUCUCUAUGGAAAGUGACAGAGUACUCGCUCGAAGAGCCGGGAAACUCAACGACCAAAACAUGGGCGAUGUUCACAGGAAGUCCGUCUCCGAUGCCAGUCGAGAUCGGAGUUUCAAUGACAAUUUUGGCGAGUGUCACUGCUUUAAGCUGCUUUUUCAGGCUCCGAAAGGAAACUCGACUCGUUUCUGCCCAUGGAAAUCUUCUUGCUGGGUUUCUUGCGCUGACUGCUUUACUAUCUGUCAAAAUCGGCUUUUCUGUUGAGCACGUAACAAGCGAUUUCUACAGUGUCGGCCUUGCAUCCUUUGGGAUCGGGCUGUUGUUUCUCUGCGGCAUCCUGGGUCAUUUCAGUGCGGGGAUGAUGCCAUCUACACCUCGAUUCGCGAUUCAGAAUUUGAUCUUCUACUUUGUCUGCACCCUCGGAUGCGCUCUUUCUCUCAGUGGAUGCUUUAUGACAACGAUUGGCGAUUCAACCCCUUAUUGCACUGUUCCUCUUGGCCUCUGCACGAGAUUCGAGCCGCCAACCAGAAUUGGGUUUUUCGAGAAAUGUCUCAUUCAAGAGAAAAAUGGAUCAGAAGAGCAAGAUUGUCAGGCCUGGGAUGCAAAGAUGCAGUCGAUGCUGAGUGGAAUCUUCACCAUCGUAAUUUUUAAAAUAUUGACUCUUGGAUCUGCUGGCGUCGUGAAAUUUCUCAAUGUCAACUGGAGAGGACUCUCAACAACGCUCGUUGUUCUGUCAAUUGGUUUCGGCGUCAUGGGGCUUUCAUUAGCCGCAGUUUUCUUGGCGGCUUUUUAUCACGAGAACAAGGAGGGUGAUUUGCGAUACAUUGCUCCGUAUUACGGAGCUGCCUACUGGCUCUUCUGCUCUGGAGUCAUUUCAUCCCUUAUCGCCGGAGCAACAAUUUUGGGCGAAGAAGUUGAGCCAGAAGAUGACGAAGAAGAUUUCGAAAACUUGAAAAAACCUUCUCUUGUUCUCCAAGGAACUGAUAAUGACGCUUUUUCGCAAGAAUCGUCUUCCAUUUCUGGCGAAGAAAGUACAAAUAUGUGA
Oikopleura dioica is the source of this 1197-nucleotide messenger RNA. NCBI's taxonomy places the organism in Eukaryota, Metazoa, Chordata, Appendicularia, Copelata, Oikopleuridae. The record is from the annotation of a GenBank genome assembly.